Molecule: messenger RNA, 825 nt
Organism: Guyanagaster necrorhizus
Lineage: Eukaryota; Fungi; Basidiomycota; Agaricomycetes; Agaricales; Physalacriaceae
Exons: 5
Coding region: 1-825 (274 amino acids)
Source: RefSeq, a predicted model, not a curated record
AUGCCGCUGAAAUUGGCCAAAUCAGGGAGUCGGAGGAGUGGUGGCAUUUUCAACUCCCACGUACAACAUAGAUCUAAACGAAGCGUAAUUGUCAUUGUUACCGGCUUUACGGAGAGGCUAAGAAAAGUAUUUUUGGACGGCUUUACAGAUAAUUUCCGUGUUGUUCGAAAAAAUAUUGAUUCCGAAUAUGAUCAAUAUUUGACAUAUAAUCAAUUAGUAGAAAACCGAACCGUUAAGAGCGAGGAGAAAGAACGGAAAUGUCGCCGAGGCGUGAUCAAGGUGAUGUUUAUGUUUCACACGGGUGUCCCCGCCUGGAUUUCCUUUUCUGUGCUACUCCCUCGGCUUACGAGCAUCAGGAGCCUCGCCCUCCAACCCUGUUUCAAGCUAGAUGGAGCCUGUACAUGUUGCGCAGUGACCAAAAAACGAUAUUUUCGGCUCUCGGCUCGGUUGAAACGACCCGCUAGCCGGAUAACCAAUCGACAGAUACAUCUAUUCCCAUCUGGCAGGCGGUACCUGAGGAACCAUCGUCCACGGCGUAACUUGCAACCACUUUGCCUUGACGCGUAUUCCGGAAAGUCUGCGUCAUUGGCUCUCAUCUGUGCUUGCAGGGUCAGUCGUCUCCAGACUGAUCUCUCCGUAUAUACGCUUCUUCGAUCUCACGGACUUGUCUUUUUCGUCGCGUUCGAGACACAGCGCGGAACGGCUCUAAGCGGCAUCGCAUUGAUCUUGAAGCACCAAAGUUUCUAUGUCCCCAAAUGGUUGUCCCUUGAGCUUUAUGCCCUCGGAUGGCCCCACAACAAGCCAGCCCUGAAAUGCAAUAGUUAA